Messenger RNA from Knipowitschia caucasica, 450 nucleotides. Lineage: Eukaryota; Metazoa; Chordata; Actinopteri; Gobiiformes; Gobiidae. The record is from the annotation of a GenBank genome assembly.
AUGAUUCUUACCGUAAAACCGCUUCAAGGGAAAGAGUGCAGCGUGCAGGUGACCGAAGAUGAAAAAGUGUCCACAGUAAAAGAACUUGUAUCAGAACGUCUCAAUAUCCCUGCUAAUCAACAAAGACUACUUUUCAAAGGAAAAGCACUUGCAGAUGAACACAGGCUGUGUGAUUAUUCCAUUGGCCCAGAGGCCAAAUUGAAUCUAGUGAUUCGUCCAGCGGGAGAGAGGCCUGCAGCGUCCUCUCCGACCAGCAGCAAUAGCAGCUCACUCGGAGGGGUCUGGCACACUGUCUCUAUGGUGUUGGCUAAGCACUUUAGUCCGGCUGAUGCAGCUAAGGUUCAUGAACAACUUAUCAAGGACUAUGAACGCUCACUCCGACAACUCAGUCUUGAUGACAUUGAGCGCUUGGCUGGAAGACUGCUACACCCAGACGUCGACAUGUUUUGA